Messenger RNA from Mangifera indica (mango), 2032 nucleotides. RefSeq names its product monooxygenase 2-like. The record is from RefSeq and is a predicted model, not a curated record. Gene Ontology annotation, molecular function: FAD binding. Lineage: Eukaryota; Viridiplantae; Streptophyta; Magnoliopsida; Sapindales; Anacardiaceae. The transcript has 7 exons. The coding region runs from base 132 to 1943 and encodes 603 amino acids.
AUCAAAUUGAUCAUUUUCUUCACAAUGGUUCAAACUUUCUUCUUUAGAUAAGUCUUCUUAUCCUAUCCUUCUCUACUAUCAUAUUUCACAACCCUCUACUCAAUUUGCUUUACUUUAGUGCCAGAGAUUAAAUGGAAAAAGUGGAAGAUAUUGUGAUUGUCGGAGCUGGGAUUGCAGGCCUCACAACUUCUUUAGGACUUCACAGGCUGGGAAUUAGAAGCUUGGUGCUGGAAUCAUCAGAGAGUUUGAGGGUCACUGGAUUUGCCUUCUCAACCUGGAGUAAUGCCUGGAGGGCCUUGGAUGCUCUUGGAAUUGGUGACUCUCUUCGCCAACAACAUCUACGCAUACAAGGAAUAAUAGUUACCUCCUCUACAUCAGGAAAACCCUCUUCAGAGAUAUCCUUGAAGGUCAAACGCGAAUAUGGAGAAAAUGAAGUUAGAUGUGUGAGAAGGAAGUUGUUGUUGGAAGCACUUGCAAGGGAACUCCCUAGUGGCACCAUCAGGUUCUCCUCAAAGGUGGUUUCUGUAGAGGAAUCAGGCUUCUUCAAGCUGCUGCAUCAAGCUGAUGGAAGUAUCAUCAAGACCAAGGUGUUGAUUGGGUGUGAUGGAGUGAAUUCAGUGGUGGCAAAAUGGCUUGCCUUCAAGAAACCAGCUUUUGUAGGAAGAAAUUCCAUCAGGGGAUUCUUAGAGUUCAAGGACAGUCAUGGCUUUGAACCCAGAUUCCCGCAGUUCUUUGGAAAAGGCAUUCGAUCCGGUUUCCUCCCUUGUGAUGAUAAGACUGUUUACUGGUUUUUCACUUGGUGUCCAUCCAGCCAAGAUAAAGAAGUAGAGGAUGAUCCUGCUAAGAUGAAGCAAUUCGUGUUGCAAAAGUUUCACGACUUUCCUGAUCGAGUAAAGGCUGUUGUCGAGAACACUCCACUGGACAGUAUAAUAUGCUCACCACUAAGGUCAAGAUAUCCAUGGGAACUUCUAUUUGGAAACAUUAGCAAAGGCAAUGUCUGUGUAGCUGGAGAUGCCCUUCAUCCCAUGACACCAGACAUUGGCCAAGGUGGGUGCUCAGCCUUAGAAGAUGGCAUUGUUUUAGCCAGGUGCAUUGCAGAGGCCCUAAAGAAAAAGUCUAGCCGAGAGAUUGAAGAAUCAGCCAUAGGUGAAUUGCAGAAGGAUGAGUUUAACAGAAUUGAAAUGGGACUGAAGAAGUUUGCCAAAGAGAGAAGAUGGAGAAGCUUUGAUCUCAUCACAACAGCCUUUGUGGUUGGUUGUAUACAACAAAGUGAAGGGAGGAUUAUGAACUUAUUGAGAGACACCAUAUCUACAUAUCUAGCUGACUUGUUGAGUAAGAAAGCUGAUUUUGAUUGUGGAAAGCUCACCAUUUCUCCUGUAGAUAAAGAACUUGAAAGCAAUCCAGCUGAGAUGAAGCAAUUUGUGUUGAGCAUGCUCAAUAACUUACCUGACAAAGUUAAGGCUGUUUUAGAAAACACUGCACUGGAUAGUUUUAUAUCCUCACCACUAAGAUACAGGCACCCCUGGGAGGUGCUGUGGGGAAACAUUACCAAAGGCAAUGUUUGUGUGGCUGGAGAUGCACUGCAUCCUAUGACACCAGACCUUGGCCAAGGAGGGUGUUCAGCUUUGGAAGAUGGCGUUGUUUUAGCCAGGUGUAUUGCAGAAGCCUUAACUAAAACCCAGCAAAGGAAGGUAGGAGAAACAGCUGCAGGUGAAUUAGACAAGGAUGAAUUUAGGAUGAUUGAAAUGGGAUUGAAUAAUUUUGCAAAAGAGAGAAGACGGAGAAGCUUUGAGCUCGUCAGCACAGCCUAUGUAGUUGGUUUUAUGCAGGAAAGUAAAGGGAAGAUCAUGACCUUCUUGAGAGACAAGAUUUUCUCUGCAUUUCUUGUUGGAUUGUUGAUUAAGAGAGCUGAGUUUGACUGUGGGAAGCUCAUCAUUUCCUGAUUGCCGAUCAGAUGGAGCAUCAAAAGGUCAGUAUAAGUGUGAAGUCAAAAUGUUCCUGGUAGCUACUGCCUAUAAUUUCAAUACUAUAU